AUGAGUGGCACCCACUACCUUACUGAAAGUCUUGCUAUAGUUAUUGUAGAUGACUUAAAAAACGUAAUGUCAAUAAUGAAAACUAAACCAAUUUAUGGUGUAGCGAAAAACUUUCUUCUUAAAUUAGAGGAAGGAUUAGAAAUUUACUUCCCUCGACAUGUUAUAGAAGAUAAUAUGCUACUAGGUUUAUGCACAUUUCUGGAUCCCCGGUUUAAGAUUCAUGCAUUCCUUGAUAAUGCAUCUGCUGAAGUGGAGCCUACUUUAGAGACGACGAGAAUUUCUGAACGUACGGCAACACCAAAUCAGGCAAUGACAAGGUUGGCGGGGAUUCCCCAUGUGAUAUUUUACUAUUCCAUCCGUUCUGACAAGAAGGAUUUA
Molecule: messenger RNA, 378 nt
Organism: Brenthis ino (lesser marbled fritillary)
Lineage: Eukaryota; Metazoa; Arthropoda; Insecta; Lepidoptera; Nymphalidae
Source: the annotation of a GenBank genome assembly